AUACCAACAGAAUCGCCCAAGAAUGUAUUGAAGAGUGCCAUUGACGAGCGCUACAGAAAUGAUCAGUUCACUGAAGUACUGGGACUAGUUCGUGACGCGGUAAAGACCCUUCAACAACUGCCAUGUACAUUCAAGUCCAGUGUCAGUGAAUUCGUGGAUCGAACGAACUUGAUCGAUGAAGGACGCAUGCUACUGAAGAUGUGCAUUGAUGUUCAGCAAAGAAUCGGGGGCACGGUAACUACCGAUUCAACACCGUCCAGUGUCAGCAGUCGUGGAUGCAGAUCUCCAGAAGAUAGUUUCAAUCUGUUCUAG
This is a messenger RNA of Gongylonema pulchrum, 312 nucleotides long. NCBI's taxonomy places the organism in Eukaryota, Metazoa, Nematoda, Chromadorea, Rhabditida, Gongylonematidae. The record is from the annotation of a GenBank genome assembly.